AUGUAUCAGAUUCCGGACAGAGUUGGAAAUGUUGCUUAUAGAGUGGCUUUACCGCCUAAUCUUUCAAAUUUGCGUGAUGUGUUGCAUGUGUCGCAACUCCGGAAGUAUAUUUCAGAUCCAUCUCAUGUGAUUCAUAUGGAUGACGUGCAAGUACAUGAUAAUCUUACAGUAGAGAGGAUGCCUAUAAGGAUCAUGGAUCGUGAAAUAAAGACUCUAAGAGGCAAGGAGACUGCAUUGGUGAAAGUAGUUUGGUUAGGAGAUGCUGGAGAAAGCAUGACAUGGGAGUUGGAGAGCAAGAUGCAGGAAUCCUAUUCCUAG
Vicia villosa (hairy vetch) is the source of this 318-nucleotide messenger RNA. RefSeq lists its product as uncharacterized. Bases 1 to 318 code for a protein of 105 amino acids. The transcript has a single exon. Lineage: Eukaryota; Viridiplantae; Streptophyta; Magnoliopsida; Fabales; Fabaceae. The record is from RefSeq and is a predicted model, not a curated record.